AUGGUUUUAGCUGAUCUCGGUCGACGUAUAAAUUCUGCCUUAGCGCAGAUUAAUAAAGAGCCUGUCAUUGACGAGAAGGUGCUCGAGGCACUUUUGAAGGAGAUUGUCUAUGCAUUAAUGGAAUCCGACGUCAAUGUCAGGUUGGUUGGUGGUUUAAGAGAAAAUGUAAGAAAAGCCGUCAAUAUACAAGAGUUGCCGGCCGGCAUAAACAAGAGGAAGCUUAUACAGAAGACCGUCUUUGAUGAACUUUGCAAAUUGGUUGACCCAGGCGUUGAGGCAUACAGACCUAAGAAGGGAAAGGCGAAUAUUAUCAUGUUUGUUGGGCUACAGGGGAGUGGCAAGACUACGACAUGUACCAAGUUAGCAUAUCAUUAUCAACGUAAAGGCUGGAAGACAUGUCUCGUCUGCGCAGAUACGUUUCGUGCUGGUGCAUUUGAUCAGUUGAAGCAGAAUGCCACUAAAGCAAAAAUACCGUACUAUGGGAGUUAUACGGAAACGGAUCCCGUUCAGAUCGCACAUGAGGGAGUCGAGAAAUUCAAAAAAGAAAGUUUUGAGAUUAUUAUCGUAGAUACGUCGGGAAGGCAUAAGCAGGAAGCCGAGUUGUUUGAAGAAAUGAAGCAGAUAUCAGCCGUCGUUCAUCCUCAGCUCUAUGUGAAGGCUCUCGCGUUUGUCGCGCUCAAUUCCCGGCGACUAGCGCUUGACGGAUUGUGGUCUAAUAGAUGUGCCAAUCCUGAUAAUACUAUAUUUGUUAUGGAUGCUACUAUUGGACAAGCAGCCGAACUACAGGCAAAAGCUUUUCAUGAGGCUGCUGAUAUUGGAUCAAUUAUUAUAACAAAGAUGGACGGACAUGCGAGGGGUGGUGGUGCCAUUUCAGCAGUUGCAGCAACACGCAGUCCAAUUGUAUUUAUUGGUACAGGAGAACAUAUUCAUGAUUUAGAACGAUUCUCAGCAAGACCGUUCGUGUCCAAGAUGCUAGGAAUGGGGGAUAUUUCUGGAUUAAUGGAGACAGUUCAGGAUCUGAGAUUAGACCAAAAUAAAAACCUAAUGAAGAAUCUGGAGCAGGGUAUAUUUACCAUAAGAGAUAUGUAUGAACAGUUCCAGAAUAUUUCUAAAAUGGGACCAUUGUCCAAGAUGAUGCAGAUGAUGCCCGGAAUGUCUGAACUUAAUUUUGAAGGUUCAGACGAACUUGGUGCCCAAAGAAUAAAAAGAUUAAUGACCAUAAUGGAUAGUAUGAGCAAUGCGGAACUUGACUCUGACGGCAAGAUUUUCAUACAUCAACCGGUACGAAUUGUACGCGUGGCACGCGGGUCAGGCACUACUGUUCGUGAAGUCGAGGAACUUCUCAUGCAGCACAAAGGUUUUCAGAAUAUGGUGAAGAAGUUUGGCGGCAAUAAAAACUUAUUCAAGGGAAUGGGCCCGAAUAUGGACCCGUCAAAGAUGUCACCUCAACAGAUUCAGCAGAAAAUGGCUGCAAUGAAUAAGAUGCUUCCGCGCGGCAUGCCUGGAAUGAACAAUCUCAUGAGAUCAAUGAUGGGCGGAGGCCUUCCUGGAAUGGGAGCACAAGGAAUGCCAGAUAUGGCCCAGAUGCAAAAUAUGAUGAAGCAAAUGGGCCUGAACCUGCCGGGUAUGGGUGGUGGAAGAAGAGGAUGA
Messenger RNA from Paraglomus occultum, 1650 nucleotides. Lineage: Eukaryota; Fungi; Glomeromycota; Glomeromycetes; Paraglomerales; Paraglomeraceae. The record is from the annotation of a GenBank genome assembly.